This is a messenger RNA of Saxophila tyrrhenica, 687 nucleotides long. RefSeq lists its product as uncharacterized. The coding region runs from base 1 to 687 and encodes 228 amino acids. Gene Ontology annotation, molecular function: oxidoreductase activity, acting on NAD(P)H, oxygen as acceptor. The transcript has 4 exons. Gene Ontology annotation, cellular component: intracellular anatomical structure. Lineage: Eukaryota; Fungi; Ascomycota; Dothideomycetes; Mycosphaerellales; Extremaceae. The record is from RefSeq and is a predicted model, not a curated record.
AUGGAUGUCGCGGAGCCAUCGGAAGACAUAAAUGCGUUAGCGCAACGUCAUGGUAUCCGCGUCAAGUACUACAAGACCGACGUUGCCAGCGAGGAGAGCAUCGCAAGCAGCUUUGAACGUGCCAAACAAGAUUUCGGCCGCAUCGACAAUUGCAUCACCGCAGCAGGCAUUGCGCUCGAGGGCGACUUCCUGUCGCACGACUGGGACCGAAGCCGCAAAGUGCUGGAUAUAAAUGUGCUCGGCUCCUUUUUCUGUGCUCAGCACGCUGCAUCGUGCACGAGGCAGCAAAACAGUCCAGGAAGCAUUGUGAUGAUCGCUUCAGUGGCCUCACACUGCGCUCUCCCCGGACAAUUCGUAUCGCUGUAUGGUGCCUCGAAGGCUGCUGUAAAGCUCCUAGGCAAAACGCUAGCGGUGGAGCUGGCGCCGUACAACAUCCGGGUCAACACCAUAUCGCCGGGCUUCAUCGAGACGGAGAUGAGCGGAGCCUUGGCCGUGAAGAAGCCAGAGCUGUUCGAGGUAUUCCGUAAAUCCCCGCCACUCCUGCGCAUCGGCCAGCGGCAGGACCUUACGAUGGCUGCAGCAUACUUGCUCAGUUCAAGUGCAUCUUACGUUACAGGUGAGGACAUAGCAGUCACCGGGGGGUUGCAUGCGGGGCGCAUCAAGGUCUCGGAUACUGUGGAAGCCUAA